GGCGGGGAGCGGUAGCAGCAGACAGCGGCGCACGGCGUCGGUAGCGGUCGGCUCUGGCGCGGCGUCUCAUCCACCCCCUCGUGAGCCUGGGGAACCUGCAGCUCAAAGCCGCCGCCAGCCACGCCACCAUGUACCCCGGCAACAAGCGGAAAAAGCUCUGGCGGGAGGAGAAAGAGCGUUUGCUGAAGAUGACCUUGGAAGAAAGACGCAAAGAGUACUUAAGGGAUUAUGUUGCAUUGAAAAAUAUUCCAACGUGGAUGGAAGACUUAAAAAGUAAGAGCGAAAGUGAUGGUGAAAAUGCUAAAGAAGAUCUGCAAGGGAAGAAAAGUCUGAGCGAGAAAGUUUCUCUCUAUAGAGGUGACAUUACAGUGCUUGAGGUUGAUGCCAUCGUUAAUGCUGCUAAUUCGAGCCUUCUUGGAGGUGGAGGAGUGGAUGGCUGUAUACACAGAGCUGCUGGGCCCUGCUUAGUUGCUGAAUGUCGCAACCUGAGUGGCUGUGAGACUGGACAAGCAAAAAUUACGUGUGGAUAUGACCUACCUGCAAAAUAUGUGAUCCAUACUGUUGGGCCGAUCGCAAGAGGCCAUCUCACCGACACUCAUAAAGAAAACUUGGCAAAUUGCUAUAAAUCCUCUCUGAAACUGGCAAAAGAAAACAAUAUCAGAUCAAUUGCAUUUCCCUGUAUUUCAACAGGAAUUUAUGGUUUUCCAAAUGAGCCUGCUGCUGUCAUUGCCCUUAACACUAUUAAGGAAUGGUUAAGGAAGAAUCACAAUGAGGUGGAUCGUAUCAUCUUCUGCGUCUUUUUGGAGGUUGACUACAAAAUUUUCAAGAAGAAAAUGGGCGAGUUUUUCCCUCUAGAUGAUGCUAAUGAAGAAGGGACUGAGCUGAGUGAAGAGACAGAAGGAUUGGAACAAAAAGGCCAGCCUGCAUCUCCCACAAAGAGCAAAGCAGAGCAGCCUGAGGACCUGCAGAAUGAUGCUGAAGGUGGUAAUGGCACAGAGGAGAAGCAAAACACCGAAGAAAUGGAGGCCCAGAGCCGAGAAGCAGAUGAGACGAAACCUUCAGCUGUAGCCAGCCUAUCAUCAUCAGAAGAAACAGAACUGAGUGAGGAUAAAGACUCGCUGAAGGACUCCAAAGGCGCACAGGAGAGUGACCCAGUGCAUCCUGUGGGGUGUGAACAAGAGCAAGCCAAAGGACAACAGGGUGUUUCUGCAGAGGAGGAGAUGAAAACUGGGGCAGAUUCCCAAAGCUCCUGCAUGGAAAUAGAAGAGCCAUUGUUGAACCAGGAAGAUGCAACAGAAGUUGAGAUACCUUUGAUUCAUGAUGCAGAGGAAAAAGAAGAAGGAGGAAACGAAGAACAAGAAGGAGGAGGGAUGGAAGGGAAAGAGGAAACUUCUGUGGAGCCUGUGAAAGUUGACCUCGCAUGUGAAGCAGCAGACGUUUCAAAUAAGGAUGCUGAAAUGAACAGUCAAGUUGAAAGUAUAAAUGAUCCUACGGAAACAGAGCGGGAAGCUUAAGUAACAGCAAAGGAAGGAUACAGGAGAAGAGAGACCCGAGGAAACCCGACGGGCAGGCGCUGACAUCCUACAGCAUCAUUCUUGGCAGAAAAGAGCACGCAGAGAUGCUCUGCGGGU
Molecule: messenger RNA, 1631 nt
Organism: Gymnogyps californianus (California condor)
Lineage: Eukaryota; Metazoa; Chordata; Aves; Accipitriformes; Cathartidae
Gene: MACROD2
Product: mono-ADP ribosylhydrolase 2
Exons: 19
Coding region: 129-1514 (461 amino acids)
Biological process (GO): DNA damage response; purine nucleoside metabolic process; peptidyl-glutamate ADP-deribosylation
Cellular component (GO): nucleoplasm
Molecular function (GO): ADP-ribosylglutamate-[protein] hydrolase activity
Source: RefSeq, a predicted model, not a curated record